ACGCGCGUUCUUCCUGUUUCCUUCCUCGCGUCUUGAAGUGUAUCUUCAGCGGCUCGCGCAGAAUUAACAAUCAGAGAGAAGAGAGCGGCGCGAAGCCCUGCCUCCUGGAGGUCUCCAAUAUCCUCACCAGCCCUUCUCUCUCUCUCUCUCUCUCCCUACUGCAAGCAGCAAGCUUUCCUCCUCGCUGGCUACUAAUACUACAAACACAGGUCCCGGGAUUCUCGAGCUGUGCCCAGCUGACAAGCUUUUGAAGAUGGCACAAUAACAGUCCAGUGAUGCCUGACCAUGACAGCAUAGCCCUCUUAACUAGACAUACGAAAAGACGCAGGGUCGACAUUGGAGUGAAGAGAACUGUAGGGACAUCUACGGUGUUUACUAAAGCGAAAGUGAAGCUAUUCAGUGCCAUGAAUCCCCACGGUUCAGAUCAGGACAUUGAGUGCUCAGUGGUUCAACAUACAGAUGGGGACAAAUCAAAUGUGCUCCGCAAGCUGUUGAAGAGGGCAAACUCAUAUGAAGAUGCCAUGAUGCCUUUUCCUGGAGCUACCAUAAUUUCCCAGCUGUUAAAAAAUAAUGCUACCAAGAAUGGAAGCUCAGAGCUCAAUUUGCAAGCCAGUGGUCUCUCCAGCACAGGCUCAGAAGCAAAUCAGGAGGAUGCCUGUAGCAAUUCUUCAAGGGAAAGUGCCCAAGAAUGCGUGUCGCCAUUUAGCAGACCUAGCAUGAGCCAGUUUGAUGUAGACCGGCUUUGUGAUGAACAUCUGCGGGCUAAACGUGCCCGAGUUGAGAACAUAAUUCGAGGCAUGAGUCAUUCACCAAAUGUGGCAUUGCGGGGUGGAGAGAAUGAUCGAGAUGGGGUGCAGCAGCCUGUGAGUCCUAGAGAAAGCUAUAGGGAAAACAAACGUAAGCAGAAGCUUCCCCAACAACAGCAACAGAGUUUUCAACAAUUGGUUACAGCCCGGAAAGAGCAAAAGAGAGAAGAACGACGUCAAUUGAAGCAACAGCUGGAAGACAUGCAGAAGCAACUGCGGCAGCUCCAGGAAAAAUUCUACCAAAUAUAUGACAGUACAGAUUCUGAGAAUGAUGAAGAUGGCAACAUGUCUGAAGACAGCAUGCAAUCAGAAACUGCUGAUACUAGGGCACAUGACAGGUCUGACAAUGAGAUGUCGGAUCUAGAUCCAGGACACUUCCUUGAUCGUGCUCGUGCUCUUAUUAGGGAACAGGAAAUGGCAGCAGAAAAUGAAAAAUUAAAGAGAGAUGGCCACUCAAGAAAAAGCCAAGGCCCAACAAAUUUGCAUGCUGAAGGGAAACAGCUAGCUGAGACUCUUAAACAGGAACUUAAUUCCACCAUGUCACAAGUAGUGGACUCUGUAGUCAAAAUGUUCUCUAAAUCCUCCCACCAGCUUCCUCAGGUCUUCCCACCUAUCCAGAUUCCACAGGCAAGAUUUGCUGUGAAUGGAGAGAACCACAACUUCCAUACUACUAAUCAGCGGCUUCAGUGCUUUGGUGAUGUCAUCAUUUCCAACCCAUUGAACACUUUUGCCAACAUGCAUGUAUCUAACCCUUCAGACCAGACAGAAGCACUGCCUCUAGUAGUACGCAAAAACUCAUCGGAGCAAUCUGCUUCCACUCCUUCUAUGGGUGGCCAUCACAGCUCUCUUCAUCAGUCCCCACUCUCAGCUGCAGCAGGAUUUUCAUCCCCUGCUUUCCGCCACCCACUGCCUCUCCCUCUUAUGGCAUAUUCCUUUCAGAGCUCUAUAGGUAAUGCCUCCAGCACAGUUUCUGGGAAAGACAGGUCAUCUCCUGAGUCCUUGGACUUGACCAGGGAAACUGCCUGUCUGCGGACCAAAGUGUCAUCACACCACAUGAACCAUCGUCCGUGCUCACCAAUGCAUCCAUCCAGCACAGCUGAAGGUCUCUCUUUGUCUCUCAUUAAAUCUGAGUGUGGUGACUUGCAGGAUAUGGCAGACAUUUCACCAUAUUCUGGAAAUACAAUACAGGAAGGACUGUCACCUAAUCACUUGAAAAAGGCCAAGCUGAUGUUCUUCUACACCCGGUACCCUAGUUCUAACAUGCUGAAGAUGUUCUUCUCUGAUGUGAAGUUUAAUAGGUGCAUCACCUCACAGCUUAUCAAGUGGUUCAGCAAUUUCCGAGAAUUUUACUACAUCCAGAUGGAGAAGUUCGCUCGUCAGUCGAUUAAUGAUGGAGUAACAAGCACCGAGGAGUUAACUGUCUCCCGUGACUCCGAGCUCUUCAGAGCCUUGAAUAUGCACUAUAACAAAGCAAAUGAUUUUGAGAGCUGUUCCUAUUCGAAUGAGGCCCAAGGCUCAAUACCUGAAGUUCCUCGAACCUCUCCCAUGCAUGUGCAGCAGGUUCCGGAGAGGUUCUUGGAAGUGGCUCAGAUCACAUUACGAGAGUUUUUCAAUGCCAUUGUUGCAGGCAAAGACGUUGAUCCUUCCUGGAAGAAGGCCAUCUACAAGGUCAUUUGCAAGCUGGACAGCGAGGUCCCGGAGGUUUUCAAAUCUCCAAACUGCCUACAAGAGCUACUACAUGAGUAAAGAUGCCGAGAGCCAUCUGAAUGUAUCAGAUGUAAUAUACCCCUUCUGUUCUGAUGUCCAAUCCUAGUAUUGUUGCUUUUCUCAGCUGAUUUGUUAAUUUUCCCUAAUGUUUUACCCUUUUACAUUUGACCUUGUAAGAAGAUUAUUCACCACAGCCUUGAACCCACAAAAACUGAUACCUGAACCCUUCUGUUUUGAAGAUUAGAUUUGAUUUGAUUUGGUUUACUGAAGGAAAAAACUGAAGUGUGAGAGUGUACUUGAUUUUUUUAUUUCAAGGUAGGGUAUUACACCUAAAGUAAUCUGCUCUGUCAGACCGAAGGAUUUGUUAAUGAUUACUUGUGGCAAAUGGCAAAUAACUAUGACAUCAUUUGGACAAUAAAGUAGCUGUCAUGGGAUACAACACUACACACUAGGAGGUUUCACCCAGCUAUAUCAUUAUAAGAAAUAUCUAAGCCUGCUAUUGUUUUGAUCUCAGGCAUGAUACCAAUUGAUCUUUGCCCCCAGACUAGAAUACAUUAUAUAGUCAGACCUUACCUAGUGUCAUUCUAAAUCUACAUAACCACCACCUUGCAAAUGACAUGUUUGAUUCUUCAGUCUUUAGCUAAUAUCGGUCGUGUUGUGCUGAUCCCUAUCUUACAAUUAUCUUUUGCUUUCCUACUAAAAUUAACUAUUUCUGCCAAGAUUCAUUAUUUUUUCACCAAAAAUGACCACUUCAUGUGAAAACAGGCUUUCUGAGACUGAACAAUUCCACUUCCUCUCAGUGAUCGAGAAUCAGGUUUCAGUGCACUUCUAAUGAUUCCAAAUUAAUUCUGUAAAGGUUCAUAGCUCUCCAGAGAUUGGUUUUACCACCGCCCCCCCCCCCUCACCCAGGGAGAAUGGGAAAAAAUGCUGUUAGUUUUUACUGAAUUCUGAUAAAAAUAACAAAGCUCUUAAGUAUUUAAAUUCAAAGUGUGAUUUAAAUUCAAAGUGUGGCUGUCCAGUCAGCCUGGUGUUCAUUAGCAGCAGUUUGCAUUGAACCUACAGCUGAGAUUUAUUUUUUGGAGUUGUUGAUGUACUCCAUUAAUAUCACUUUUAUUUACUGAAACAAUUGUACUGUAUUCAGUUCUUUAAUACCAUGUAAACUGACAGAUUUUCAAACCAAGAAAUGUGCUGUGAACUUUAUUGGAGACUUUUUUUCUGGCUCUGCUGCUUAAAGUAAUACUAAUGUAACGGUUUGCAUUGCAUGGUAUCACUGAAGGAAAGGGAACUUGAAAAUUGAAUUGAAUUAAUGAGAAUGUGUCAGUUUACCACUUUUGAAACCAUGAAAAGACAUCAGAUUGUCAUUGUUUAAAUUAGAGGGAAUCCAUUCAGGUACAAAAGAAAAAAAACUCAAAUGCAAAAAACAAAUGUGCUUUAAAGUGCAAAACAUUAUAAGAGUACUGUUGAGUGCAUUAUUGUAAUUAGAACACAGAUUAUUUGUGAAAAUGGUUGCUUCUACAUAGUGUGCAAACAUUCUAUUGACACGGAAAAUCGCAUGUGCAUAAACAUGCCACACUGUUAGCAUCGGUUUUAAACUAAAUUGCUCACCAUAGGGAAUUUGAGGCUGUGACCAGAUUGAAUCUGAUUUCUUGUUAACUGCAACUACAUGAAAGAAAUUACAUUUUGUUUUAAAUCAUUUGCAAGGACACCUAUUGUAUUAAAUCUGAUUUGAUGCCACUUCACAAACAGCAAGAUUUCUCCCCCUCAUCCCAUUAUCUUCUGUAGCAAUUUGGUUUUUAUAUUGACAGUGACUGCUGAAAGCGUCUUGAGUCACUAGAUGAAGAGAACAUGCUGAACCGUGUACAAUCUUUAAAAUUUAUAUAUAAUAUAUAUACAUAUUUACGCAGUUGUACUGCAAAUGCCCUCAUUAGCCUGAUUUACUUGUUAUUGGAGUGUGACCUUUAAUAGUAGUGUAUUUAUUUUAUUUGCCAACAUAAUUACUACUGAGAGCAAACUUAUAUAUAUGACAUUGUGAUCUAUAGCUGUAUCUGUGCCAGUUUAUUUGACUUUAAACCAGUCCAUUUUGAUCGCACACAUUUUGAAUCAAUCAGAUCCACCGGCCAGCACAUUGACAAGAUAUAUUAAAAUGACUAUAUUGAGGUAUUAUGAACUGUUAGAACUGGAUUUGAAUAUAGCCAUUCUGCCUUUAAUUGCAGUUUCUGACGAAAUGAAGAAGCAUGCAAGUGUGCACUUUCCGAAAACACAAUUUAAGAUAUUAUAUUAAAGAAGGAUUGGCAUAAUUAUUGCACCUUUUUGUAAUGUUUCUAGAUAGAAUGAUUUUUCAACUUGCUGGCUCACCACAGUUCAGUGAUUCAUUUAGUACAAAAGACAACUGUGCUGAUCUCUUGUUAUAAUGCUAGAUCCCUGUAACCAGAGGGUAAAAAUGGGUCUGUUUUGGUUUCUGCCUUAGUUAAAACUAAUUCAUGUCAAACUUAUUGGUUUACGGUGUGUUACAGAUUCCUUUUUGCCUAAUUGGGAAAUCAAACCGACACAACUAGAUGUUAAAUGGGUUGUGUCAUCAGGAAUUUCUGGUGUGCAAGCUGGAAAUUCCUGAUUGUAAGCAGUGAUUCACUCAACAAUUUCCAGGCUGCAGAAAGGCUGAUACUGCAUUAUAAUUUUGUUCAAUAAGUAUUAUUGGAAAAGAUUCCAGUAGGUUCCUAGUCCACUACCUUAGACAAUACUAAACUGAAGUAUAGUUAGUUAGAAUGGCUGAGACCAUUCUAAGCUGUUAACCACAAUUGGUCACCACCUGACUCUUUUUAGCAAAAUGACCUUGUCACUUUAUAAUGCAUCCAUAAUUGUUUUUAUCCUUUCACUGGCAUUGAUCUAUAUUUAGGGUUGAAAUAAAACCACUCCAAGAUAUACAAUGCUAAAUUUAGGAUUCCUGUGUUAUUUUUCCCUCUAUUUUACAUAAAUCAUACAUGAAUUCAUUAUGCAGUUCAACAAUACUGAAUUUUAUUUUCAACUUGUGGAUCUGUUGGUUAAAUGGCAUCUGCAGGACUGUAGUUUCACUGUAAACACCUGCACUGAGUAUUCCAGAUUAGAAUUGGACAAACGUGCAUCACUGCAGAAUUUACUUUUGAGUAUAAUCUGAAUAAAUUAAGACUGAGUUAAUUGUAACUGGGUGCAAAAACUGUUCAGGCUAUGGAACCUUUGUAUGUUGGAUUUUAGCAUUACAAACUUAGGUGCCUACAGAAUGUACAAAUACAUCAACACUUUAUGAAACAUUUUUGGAAAAAAAUGUACAAUACAUUUUCAAAAUUUAAAACAAAAAGCAAUCCCAAUUUUGAUGUAAUUUUUAACAACCCUAUCAGGCAGAGAUUAUAUUGUUCAGAAAACUACUGUACUUUGAGUAGAUGAAUAAUAAGGAUCAAAACCUCUGAUUUAUAUAGUAAAAGUUUAACGUUUGUUUGAAGCCGAGGUGAGAAUGUGGUACAAUAGAGUAAAUUAACCAUUCAUAUUGAUAAUGGUGUAGCACUAGAGCAUUAGUGGAAUUCAUUAUUUUUGGUUUCUUUUGCACAGAAGUGUUGCUUAUAGCCUCAAGAGGUUAUAAAAUUAUAAUUUGUCACAAAAAAGAAAAUUUCAACUUUACAACAGCAGAAACACAGUGAGCCAAUGCAAGGUUUAAAUGUUUUCUUUUAGAAUUCUAUACUAAAUUGACCAUCACAUAGAGCAGAUAAUAACUGGCAUCGAGAGGCCUACUGUCAACUUAAUAAUUCAAGCAGCAUGAGAAUUACAAAAUUGUGUUUUUGCUUUAUGUAGUAUUUUCAUGAUUCAACUCAAUCUGAAAAAUAGUUACCUGAAGAUGAUCAGAGCACUUAAAAUCUAGAAUAUACAAAAUUUUACAUAUUUUCUACAUUUACAAUUUAAAAAUUAUGAAGAGUGAGAUUUGUAACGAUGUGACUACCCCCAGUGCUACAGUUGAACUAGUUGUAAGUGUAGUUGAUGGAUAGAAAUGCAGGGAAGCAAUUAAUGUCAGCACAUAGCCUUAAAACCUGCUGACUUCAAAUUAACAGCACAAUGCCUGCAAUGCCCUGUCAUUAUUAUAAAGCACUUGCAGUAUCUGCAGACUUUAGGCAAUGCAGACAAUAGCAAUGGAGUGCCAAUGUAUUCACUAUGCAUCUAAACCAAGUCUGUCUUUUUAAUUUUGGUAUGCCCCAAAGUGCUGAUUGUUUUAUUUUGGUUGUGUUCUACACUAUUCCUCAGCCCUGCCUGACAAAAUUAUGUACCAGUCACUCAGUCUCAAUUAGUACUGACAUGUUGUGACUAUGAAAUUUGAAAUCAAACUUGUCUAAUGAAAUUAGUCAUGAGUAUUGGUGGUCCUAUUAUAAGACUGACCUUGAAGAAUACAAGCUAACAGUUCUGUGCUGACAUUACAAUGUGGUCUCAAUUAGAGGAGCAAUGAUUAUCAUAAACAGAGUAAAGGGUCCUACUACCUUGUUUAAUUAUUUGGAGAUUAGAGGAUAAUGUGUGUAAGAUUUGUCAAAUAAUUAAAUUGUGCACACAAUUACAAAGUUUAUCAUAUACCCUGGCAUUUUGUAAAAAUCAAAACAAUUGGAUUCUAAAGAAUUUCAGUACCUCUAUUCUGUAAUGAUUGCACCGCUGGUCUAAUAGGAGAGUUUUGUAAUAUGAUUUUAAUAAAGACGCGUUCAACAGUCUAGUUGUAAUUCCAUUUAAACUAAUUUCUCUUUGUGCAGUAUAUAAAGAAUGUUCUGGAAAUUUUAUUUGAACUGGAAUGCUUUUAUGAGAGCCAUAAUGCCUUUGUGCCUCCAGCUACAUUUUCCUUACAAACCUGAGAUUAUCUCGAUUGCUUCACAAGGUUUUCUGUCAUUAUACUGGCAUACACUUUAUGUAUUCAUGAUGUAACAGCUACAAGAGGCAGGAGAUCAGAUGUUUUAGAGUGGAAAUUUAUAUAGUUUAUUAUGAGCUCAUGAUGGAUGCUAUAUCUGUAAAUUAAUUCCCAUUUUCUGUACUCUUAUUGCUAAUAGAAAUUUAACAUUGCAUAUAAACUUGAGGUGAUAUCCUGUGCCUAGACCUUAAAUGCACCAGCUUGAAGGAUACAGACACCUUCAAUUUACCAAUUUCCCACAUAUACAAUUGUUCUUGUGCCUUCUGUGGCUGAACAUUUCUUGUUUUGGAAUUCUUGAGGUUUUCCUUUUUAUUCAUAACCCACUGCAAUAAAUGCCAGAUUUUUUUUUCCUGCAGUUUACCAUGAUGGUAAUAGCUAUGCACAUAUUGUAUCUUUAUAAAAAUUAAACAGCUGGAAAAAAUUUUUGAAGAGAAUUUUUAGAACAGUUUGAUAAAGCAAAUUAUUUUUUCCUCUUCGACUGUUUGCUCAGCAUUCGAGUUUGGGAAAUCUUGUAGAAGCCAAUUUUUUGUAACUGUGGUGCAGAUUUUGUGUUUUCAUAGAUUAUAAAAAGUAGUAUAGAAGCAAUAUUUCAUAUGAUGUGUUUUACGUGUGAAGUGAAAGCUGAUUUUUCCCUUUAGAUGGACAACUUUUCUAUUUUAGACAUGCUGAAAAUAUGUUUUGUGAAGAGAAUGUUUUAUUGUGACCUCUGCGACACUUAUAUUUAUGACUAUUGCAGGAUUUGUCGCAGAGAAUGUUCACAGUAGUGAAAAUUUACAUGGCAGACAUUGAGUUGUAGUAUUUAAAUAGUAUGAGGUAUUUACUCACAUAUUUUGUUGCAGUUAGAUUGUGCCUCAGAAUAUCAAAAGCUGGUAAUCGCUUUAAGUUUCUGAAUUAAUAUUUUUGAUUUUUUAAACAUGCUGUUGUAAAGUAAUUGCAUGAAAAAUAUGUGGGUAAAUACAAAGAAGUUUAAAAAGGGAGCCCUCGAGAAAUGCUAACCUUAAAUUACCAUUUUUCACUCAAUUUGUUUUGCAUACUCUUCUUCUUCCUCCUUUUAUAUUUUUCAACUAAUCACCUUUCACAUCCGAUUUAUGUUGCGAAACAUAUUGCUAUCACAAGAAAUACAAUGCAUGAUGUGAUACUGAUCAAAAAGUAUGUAUUUAAUUUCCUUUGAAAAAUACCUAUUGCCGUUUUCCCCACAAAUGUAAGCUCAUUACCCCUUGGAACUCAUUAUAUUUAUAAAAAUUCUUUGACGUUCACUUCAUGGUUUGUUGUAUUCAAAAUCCACAAAUUCUGCGCUCAUUACUCAUUAUGACUUCUGUAUCUUGUAAAAUAUUUACAGAAUGUAUAUUGCAUCUACCCAGUAAAUAAAUGAGUAAAUGGAUGAAUCCUGAGACCUUGUGGUGAUGUCAGUGGCACAGAAAUCAACAGCUACAGCAAAAGCACAUGCACUUGUAAAUUAUGUAAUUUACCCAAAUCCUGACCACGUAUAAUUUUUUUUAAGUGGUAGUUUAAUGUUGACCUGUUUUUUGAGAACUCCCUUCAAAUUGAAUGAAAAGGGAGACGGCUAUUUUGGAAAUGGUUACUGCGUAUUGCACUUCUAUUGCAGAAUGUGAAGUUGAAUGAAACACGCUCAUCUUGUCAUAGAGAACUGUGGGAUAUGAACUGCCUGCGAUGAAAACGCUUGUAUGUAUAUGGUUGCAGAAAAGUGACAAAAACACUGCCUUUAUAUUAUUUAGCAAUAUGUUGUACAUAACAUUAUGCUCCUUUUUGUAUUAAAUACCUGUUAAUUUGAAAAUAGUGCAGUAAUUGAAACUGACCUAGUCAGUGUUUUUGAUUUUUUUCUAGCUAGAAACCAUUUUGAUUGUGGAAUUUUGUUGUUGUUGUCAAUUGUUCUGAAACUUUGCAUAAUUUAUUGGUUUAAUUUAUCCUAAUUUAUUUGAAGGUGUACAAUUUUGUAUUACCAGGGAUGUACUGUAAUAAUUGAUCAUAUAAUGAAAUGAUAAUCCCUGUCCAUGUUAUAGGGGUGCAGUAGCCAACUGACUUAAACAAUCCUUAUUAAAUUCUGCUUGGCAGCUACUAAAUUUUGAAGAUAAAACCUUUUGUUGAAUAACUGAUUUUAUUUUGUGUGUUUUAAGCUUUUUUGUAUGGUAUCCAGACUUUUACCUUUGCUUUGUACCACCUACAGACUACAGUAGUUCAAUUGCCUUGUGUGCCUUCCAUUCUUCUCUAAACUGAAUGUAUGUGCAGUAUAUAUGCAAGCUUGUGCAGAAUAAAUAUAAUUCCAAAUA
Carcharodon carcharias (great white shark) is the source of this 9707-nucleotide messenger RNA. It is a transcript of the gene prox1a, whose product is annotated as prospero homeobox 1a. Gene Ontology annotation, cellular component: nucleus. Lineage: Eukaryota; Metazoa; Chordata; Chondrichthyes; Lamniformes; Lamnidae. The record is from RefSeq and is a predicted model, not a curated record. The transcript has 6 exons. Gene Ontology annotation, biological process: regulation of transcription by RNA polymerase II. Gene Ontology annotation, molecular function: RNA polymerase II cis-regulatory region sequence-specific DNA binding; DNA-binding transcription factor activity, RNA polymerase II-specific. Bases 276 to 2552 code for a protein of 758 amino acids.